CUGUCCUCUCCUGCACUUCCCCGUCCUCGCGCCGCUUCAGUUGGGUGGUGGACUCCUCCAGCGGCGGUACUCGGUGCGGUCCCCACCUCGACAGCAGCAGAGGGCGGAAUAAGGAGCACACACUACUCCAGCGUUUGUUUUUUUUUACAGCAGGAAAUUGGAGUGAGGACCCAGUCUGGAAAAAAAAGAAGCUUAUACCAGCAUUCGCCCCGCCCACAGCACACUUGGCUGAGGAGCCUACCAAGCCUGUCAGAGCUUGUCUGAAGCAGCAGCAGGUUUUGCGGAGACAUACCUGUAGUAGUGUGUGAUGGCUCUGUUGACACUGCACAGGAACCCAACCCUCUCCACCGCUCAAGAUGAACUCCAACAAAGAAGAGGGAGACUCCAGAAAAGGGAGAGCUUUGCCCUUGUGAAGGGGGCCGUUCACCUGCUGGAAGAAGGCAAAGGGGCAGACCUCCAUGAGGAGAGUUCGCCCACUCCAGUCUCUCCUGUGAAGGAAGGCAACAGAGCGUCAGACACACGACGCAAACAACUUCACGCCAUGGUUGAACAGCUCAGACCAGAAGAUACUAUCAAGCUGGCGGUUCAGCUGGAGUCUGUCAACCCAGCCAGAGUCCGGUAUCUGAUUGUUGUCUCCACCCUGGGCAACAAGCAAGAGAGCAUCCUGCUGGGCAUGGAUUUCCCCAACCAAGACAGUGAUCAGUGCACCAUUGGCCUGGUUCUGCCAGUAUGGAGCGACACACAGGUGUAUCUGGAUGGAGAUGGUGGCUUUAGCGUGACCUCGGCCGAAGAGACUAGAAUUUUUAAGCCUGUUUCCAUGCAGACCAUGUGGUCAGUGCUGCAGGUGUUGCAUGGCUGCUGCGAGCGGGCGGUCAAGGCAACGGUGAUCCCAGGUAACGGCCUGGAGUGGGCCCAGCACUACCACCAGCACAUCGAGUCAGACCGCUUCUGCCUCAAUGAGUGGGAGGCCAUGGACGACCUGGAGUCGGUCCGCAAGGACAGUAAUGGACACAGUUCGGCAGACAGAGUUUCCAAUGAGGGGCUAAUCAGAGAGCACCUGAGAGACAUCAUGAGGACUGAAGACCUAGACAACCUCACAUCUAAGAUGGUGCACUCUGCCUUGAAGACCAGAUUAGCCUUCGACAUAAGACCUUUUAAGGAGUAUAUCGACAAUGAGAUCCUGGUCACCAUGGCUCAGAUGGACAAACCCUCCAAAAUAUUUGACUACCUUUACCUGGGCUCUGAGUGGAACGCAGCGAACUUUGAGGAGCUGCAGAAAAACAAUGUGGGCUAUAUUCUGAAUAUGACAAGGGAGAUUGACAACUUUUUCCCGGAGUCCUUCACUUACAUGAACAUCAGAGUGUAUGAUGUGGAGGCCACCGACCUGCUCAGUCACUGGCCAGACACAUACAACUUCAUCAACACUGCAAGGAAGAGCGGACAGGCGGUGUUGGUGCACUGUAAGAUGGGCAUUUCUCGCUCUGGGUCCACCGUCAUUGCCUACGCCAUGAAGCAGCAGCACUGGCCGCUGGACGUGGCGUUGGCCUAUGUUAGGGAACGCCGAUCCAUCGUCAACCCCAACGAUGGCUUCAUGAAGCAGCUCCAGACUUACAACGGCAUUCUCAACGCGAGCCAGCAGCGCCACAGCACACUCUGGAGGCGAAAGUCUAGAGACCAAAGACAAAAGUCAGUGAACAAGGAGAAGGGUGGGGAGGAAGGAAAACCAGACGAGGAGGAGGAGGAAGAAGAAGAAGAAGAUGAGGAGGAUGAGGGACUUGAGGAAGAUGAGGAGACUCCAGAUGAAAAAGAUGAUUCAGAAGAAGAAACAGAGGUGUUUGUGGAGCCAACGCCCAAGUCUGACACCGACCAUGGACCGGGGCAGACGGGACCACCAGGAGUCAAUCCUGCUAUCACAGUAAAUGAACCAGAUAAGGACAAGGUUGCCUCAAGUGUUAACCGCAGUGGCAGGAUGAACCUCUUCUCCCUCAUGCAGUCCAUUAGUGAACUAGAUGAUGGGGAUAAAGGACAGCUGCCUGGCAGUCCGAGGCGGUCACCAGGGCAGCGGAGGCGUAGCCAAGUUCGACGGAGUUUGACUCACCAGAGCGCAUGUGUGGAUGUUUCACCUGAACCACGAAGCCUACAGGACGCAGGUCAAAGCUGAACGUAAAGAGAUCAAAGACACAGAGGAGCAGGGAGUCACAGGAGGGAGAGGGACACCUGAAGGAAACAUGCCAAGGUUUUUAUCCGCUGAUACAUUCCGGUUUUAUAUUUCAGAUUAUUUACAUGAGGAACGUUUUGGAUAAUGUUUUUUGCAGUUCUGCUUCAUCACUGAUUUAUUAUUCACUGUUGAUCAAAGGAUCCUGCUGCAUUAUUCCUCUACCGGUGACAGCCAGGACAUCUAAUGGCUGAUCAUCAGCGUAAAUUGUUGUAUUAUGUUUUUUUCAAGUGUUUUUAGAACGCACAUUACCACCUACAGACCUAUUGGUCUCUCCCUUCAUGUAGCGAUCUCCCUUGUUCCCUUCUCCACCUCUCGUAUCGCCACUCCAGAGACGAUUAUCUAUGCAAUUACUGUUCUUCUUUACUUUCCUCUGCGAGUAUGUGGCUGUAUGCUGCCAAUCCAAGGUAGACAGUUUUAAAUAUGUUUCAUGCUUUCUCUUGUGUGUAACAUUUUAUGACACUGUCCACGGAUGUGAGGAUUUCACUGUAACUAAGCUGUGCACUAUGGACCAAGUCAGGGCCAGUUUUAUGGCACACCUGUUUGCCAAACAAUGCGUUCCAAUGUGCCAAUGAAUAUAUUUAAAUCUUUAUCAUGUCAGUAUGUAAAGAACCGAUUUUAUUUUUAUUUCCUCUAUUCAAACACCAGAGCUGUAUGAGUGCCUUCAACCUGAGAAUGAAAUACGACUCUAUGACUGGUGUUUUUACUACGACGUGGUGGCUGUAUCUUAAAUGUAACUCAUACUGUUUCUCACUUGGUUGGAUUGCAGUAUAAAUGUGACUUCUCCAGGUA
This is a messenger RNA of Acanthopagrus latus (yellowfin seabream), 3007 nucleotides long. RefSeq names its product protein phosphatase Slingshot homolog 3. NCBI's taxonomy places the organism in Eukaryota, Metazoa, Chordata, Actinopteri, Spariformes, Sparidae. Gene Ontology annotation, biological process: protein dephosphorylation; actin cytoskeleton organization; negative regulation of actin filament polymerization. The coding region runs from base 308 to 2161 and encodes 617 amino acids. The transcript is spliced from 17 exons. Gene Ontology annotation, molecular function: actin binding; protein tyrosine/serine/threonine phosphatase activity. The record is from RefSeq and is a predicted model, not a curated record. Gene Ontology annotation, cellular component: cytoplasm.